AUGGCCGCUUCAGACGGGGUGGAAGAGACGCGACCUCUCAUCAACAACAACCCCGAGCUUCAGACCUACUACCAAUCGCUUGAGUCACGCAUCGGCUAUAGGCUUGUGCUCGGCGGCACUCGCCACUUUGGCUACUGGGACAAUGACUCCUGGUGGCCCUUUCCCAUCACUCCUGCCCUUCGCAAGAUGGAGCAGAAGAUGUUUGAGCGACUCAACCUUCCGGAGGGAGCGUCUGUACUAGACGCAGGGUGUGGUAUCGCACAUUGGAUUCCUGAUGCCUCCUUCGAGGGAAUCUACACCAUGGAAACGCUUGUACAUGCCACUGACCUGGAGCGCGUCCUCCGCGGCUUCUACCGCAUCCUCAAGCCCGGUGGUCGACUAGUGGAGCACGAAUACGAGACCGUCAACGUCGCCUUGGCCGAGGCUACCGGCAGCCUUGCCGACGACGUUACAUCGGUGGUCAGCCUAAGCGCCAUGCCUCUCGACCUGAUGAGGGAGGGCCACCUCAAGAAAACACUUGAGGAUAUUGGCUUUGUGGAUGUGAACAUCCGGGACUACUCGGACAACGUCCGGCCAAUGCUGCGGCUCUUUUACUGGAUGGCCAUUAUACCAUACUUCUUCGUCAAGAUCCUCUGCCUGGAAAAAUACUUCGUUAAUACUGUCGCUGGUGCGGGCGGCCUGCGGGGUCAGAAGUGUUGGAGAUAUAUCUCAGUCAGCGCCUCAAAACCUGGUGCUGCUGUGGAAUCGGCCAAGACGAAAUAG
This is a messenger RNA of Diaporthe batatas, 762 nucleotides long. RefSeq lists its product as uncharacterized. Lineage: Eukaryota; Fungi; Ascomycota; Sordariomycetes; Diaporthales; Diaporthaceae. The record is from RefSeq and is a predicted model, not a curated record. The transcript is spliced from 3 exons. Bases 1 to 762 code for a protein of 253 amino acids. Gene Ontology annotation, molecular function: S-adenosylmethionine-dependent methyltransferase activity.